AUGAUCAACAUCCGAAAAACUCAUCCAUUAGUUAAAAUUAUCAACAACUCAUUCAUUGACCUUCCAACACCAUCAAACAUUUCAACAUGAUGGAACUUUGGGUCCCUGUUAGGAGUGUGUCUGAUCUUGCAAAUCUUAACAGGCUUAUUUCUAGCCAUACACUAUACAUCAGAUACAGCUACAGCCUUUUCAUCAGUCGCACACAUUUGUCGAGACGUCAACUAUGGUUGAUUUAUCCGAUAUAUACAUGCCAAUGGGGCCUCUAUAUUUUUUAUCUGCCUAUUUAUACACGUAGGGCGAGGCUUAUACUAUGGAUCAUACCUAUUUCCAGAGACAUGGAAUAUCGGAAUUAUUCUCCUACUUACAGUUAUAGCCACAGCAUUCAUAGGGUAUGUACUACCUUGAGGACAAAUAUCCUUCUGAGGAGCAACCGUCAUUACUAACCUACUAUCAGCAAUUCCUUACAUUGGCACUAAUCUAGUGGAGUGAGUCUGAGGGGGUUUCUCCGUAGAUAAAGCAACACUAACCCGAUUUUUUGCUUUUCACUUUAUCCUUCCAUUUAUCAUCUCAGCACUAGCAAUAGUCCAUCUAUUAUUCCUUCACGAAACAGGAUCUAAUAACCCCUCCGGAAUUCCAUCUGACCCAGAUAAAAUCCCAUUUUACCCCUAUCAUACAAUUAAAGACAUCCUAGGCGUCCUAUUUCUUGUCCUCGCCUUAAUAACCCUGGCUUUAUUCUCACCAGACCUGUUAGGAGACCCUGAUAACUAUACCCCUGCAAAUCCACUAAGUGCCCCGCCACAUAUUAAGCCUGAAUGGUACUUUCUAUUUGCCUACGCUAUCCUGCGAUCUAUUCCUAAUAAACUAGGAGGGGUGCUAGCUCUAAUCUUCUCUAUUCUAAUUCUAACUAUUAUUCCACUAUUACAUACAUCCAAACAACGAAGCAUGAUAUUCCGACCUCUAAGUCAAUGCUUAUUCUGACUCCUAGUAGCAGACCUACUCACACUAACAUGAAUUGGAGGACAGCCAGUAGAACACCCCUUCAUUAUUAUUGGGCAAUUGGCCUCUAUUCUCUACUUUACAAUUCUUCUAGUACUUAUACCUAUCACUAGCAUUAUUGAGAAUAGCCUCUCAAAAUGAAGA
Ailuropoda melanoleuca (giant panda) is the source of this 1140-nucleotide messenger RNA. Lineage: Eukaryota; Metazoa; Chordata; Mammalia; Carnivora; Ursidae. The record is from the annotation of a RefSeq genome assembly.